Helianthus annuus (common sunflower) is the source of this 809-nucleotide messenger RNA. RefSeq lists its product as uncharacterized. The coding region runs from base 1 to 609 and encodes 202 amino acids. The record is from RefSeq and is a predicted model, not a curated record. Lineage: Eukaryota; Viridiplantae; Streptophyta; Magnoliopsida; Asterales; Asteraceae. The transcript is spliced from 4 exons.
AUGGAGAAAAGGAUAUUGAAAAGAAGAAAAGGCGAAGCAAUACCAAACACCCUCAAUAUAGAUUAUGUUUGUUUCUUACGUUAUUUGUGUAACCCGUCCACCGGACGGGAACGGGCAUUGGGCCGGCCACCCACAUUUAGGGAACUCUUCCUUGCAACCCACCUUACCAAAGAGUCCAAGAAAAAUUUUUGGGACGGAUUGUAUGAUGAAAGCUUGGACGGGGCGGAGUUUUGUACUGCUCGAUCUAGAAAAGCAUAUGAAGCAUAUGAGAGAUCCAUGCUCGAGAAGUAUGGGGAAGACGUCACGCUACAUCCGGUCGGUGAUGCUGACUUGUGGGAACGUGCGCAGGGAAGGAGAGGAUUUGGGAUAGGAUCUUCGGAUCCUCAUUUCAUCGUUAACGGCACACCAUCUUCAUCGUCGGGGUCGGCGUCGUAUGCGGAAUACCAGCGCUCACAAGAGCAGGUGAAAAACUUGCAAGCUCAAGUGGAUAUGUUGCAAAACCGUGUUGAAGAGGCUCAACAACAAGUGAGAGAAGAAAUGAAGGAAGAAGUGCAACGACAAAUAACCGAGCUACUAAAAAAAUUUGGUAAUCCAGGCAAUCCGUUGUAGUCUAGUUUAAGUUUAUCAUCUUUUGUGGUUGAACUUGUAGUUUUAUAACCGUGUCGUAUUUUUGUGGGAAACUUGUAAUUUGACAACGGUAUCAUAUUUUGUGGGUAAGCUCGUAAUUUGAUAACAGUGUUGUAUUUUGUAUUGAAACUUUUGAACGGGACGUGAUAAUCAUAUCUUAGUUUGUAGAUUUUUGUUUUAAA